Oryzias melastigma (Indian medaka) is the source of this 1709-nucleotide messenger RNA. RefSeq names its product copine-8. Lineage: Eukaryota; Metazoa; Chordata; Actinopteri; Beloniformes; Adrianichthyidae. The transcript has 6 exons. Gene Ontology annotation, cellular component: plasma membrane. Gene Ontology annotation, molecular function: calcium-dependent phospholipid binding. Gene Ontology annotation, biological process: cellular response to calcium ion. Bases 244 to 636 code for a protein of 130 amino acids. The record is from RefSeq and is a predicted model, not a curated record.
CGAGCGCAGCGAGCGCGUGACGGAUGUAAUAACUUUAAAAUCUGCCUCCCAACUUUCUGCGGCCGUCAGUGCGUCCGCGCGCGCCUCCUCCGCGGGUCUGUGCCAUGGAUCUACCGUCCCGGUGUUCCGGUGAAUGAUCAGAGCCCGCGCGCGCGCCCCCCAGCUCCACUUCCAGCUUUUCUUUUUCUUUCUCUUCUUUAUCCCGUCUUUGCUCUCGGAUGCUGGAGAGCGUCGCGAGGCGAAAUGAUGGCAUCAAUAGGGGAAUUUGACCCUCUCAACACCAGAGUCCCCGCAACUAAAAUAGAAGUUACCGUCUCGUGCAGGAAUCUACUAGACGUGGACACGUUCUCCAAGUCAGACCCCGUGGUUGUGUUGUAUUUGCAGGGCGUGGGAACCAAAGAAUGGAGGGAGUUUGGCCGGACGGAGGUGAUCGAUAACACUCGCAAUCCAGACUUUGUCCGAAAAUUUGUGCUGGAUUUCUUCUUUGAAGAGAAGCAGAAUCUAAGGUUUGACGUGUACAAUGUGGACUCCAGAAGCUGCAACAUUUCCAAGCAUGACUUUCUCGGCCAGACCUUUUGCACACUUGGAGAAAUAAUUGGCUCCACUGGAGGAAGACUGGAGAGGACACUAUCGUGAGUUCCUAACAUCCUUUUCAUUGUUCUGCUAUGACGUUUCUGUGGGUUUCUUCAGGUGUUCCAAUAGAGAUUAUGCACAUAAAUAAUUUGUUAGCCCAAAAGAGCACAGUGAUUUCCCCUUUGUCUUGUUCCAUAUUUACCGUUAGCUGCUGUGAGAACAACAUUAUAGGAGCCUUCUCACCAAAGAAAUGACUCACCCAGUUUAAAUAGCUGCUUCUUUCACAUUGUUAGAUCAAAGUGGGAGAAGCCACCUUCACCCCGCGCUCCUGUUUAUGAAGUAGCAUUCUGUGUUUAUUGUGCUGCACAAAGUGUGAUGAAAAAAGUGUGAUGUUGGACAAAAAAGGCAAAAACAUCCAUUUUUGAUGCAUUGUCAUCCACAGAUAGCUUGAACCGGGCGGGUUUCUUUUCAUUUCUAACAAGGGUGGAACGUGUGCGUUCUUUCUGAACUCAGCUCCCUAUUUUUACUACAUGCCUGCAGUGUUAGAUAACAUCGUGUAUGGAGAAAUGCUGGCGGUCGGGGAGCGAUGUGAAGUCAGAGAGGACGCAAGCUACAUUUUAUUAUGAAGGCAAUUUAUCUGGCUUUGUUUGUCCACACACAGAGGAGUUCAUUAUACAUAAAUGAGGGACAGAGGUCUUCAGACUAAGUCGAUGUGACGCUAACGCAAGAGCAGCAUCCAGACAAAUGCGCUGUGAUAUUAACAGAACAGGCGGCUGUGCUUCAGCCUGAGUGAAUGGAAAUCAAUGUCUUUAUGAGAUGUUUAUUCAGUGCAGAACAUUCUUUAAGCGGAACAGUCCAGGGUGAGGCCCGCCUUCGCCCAACGCUGGCUCCAGCGUCCCCGUGACCCCAAACUGGAGCUAGAAAAUGGAUGGAUGGACUUUUUUUAAGGAGAGCUAGUAGAAGUGUAAUCUAAGAUAUUUGCACUCUGAGUUUCUUACGGAAGCGGGGGUUGACUACCAGUAUUUUAAAGUCCUGUGAAAUUAAAUGCAAACACAGUCGGUAAAAAAAGGAGGAAAACUUUGCAGAUGGGAUCUGACAGAUGAUUUCUGAUUUUAAGGUUAGGAAAUUCAAAAAAU